This is a messenger RNA of Bolinopsis microptera, 1988 nucleotides long. Its product is annotated as UNC93-like protein MFSD11. NCBI's taxonomy places the organism in Eukaryota, Metazoa, Ctenophora, Tentaculata, Lobata, Bolinopsidae. The record is from RefSeq and is a predicted model, not a curated record. The transcript is spliced from 11 exons. The coding region runs from base 236 to 1462 and encodes 408 amino acids.
AGAAUAUCCGUGUCACUUGCUGGUUGUAUGUUGGUGGUUUGAGUUGCAGUUUGAAGAAACCGGUUUUCCCUACAACAUACAACCAAUUUCUUAGUUACUCUGCCGUAUGAAUCAGGUUUAUUUAGAGUAUUGCAAGACAGCAUUUGCUUGGGGUGAUUGUGACACCUAAGUGCUAUUUCUAGGGCCUGCUUGCUUCCGGUGCGCUAGACCAGCACUAUUUAACAAGUAUUCAUCAAUGGAUGGCCUAAGUGCUAGAACGAAGCGUAUUAACGUGUUAAUCAAUGCUAUCGGUACAAUGCUGGUAUACACCAGCUUCUUUGCUGGAACCAUGCUCAUGCCGACUCUACUAAAAGGGAAACUAGAGGAACAAACAAUAUUCUACUCUAUGGCCGUGCACUGCCUCACCGCUGCAUUAACCUCCCCAGUCUCCAUGUUCAUCAUCAAGCACUUCGGAGCUAAAAUCUCGCUGAUAGUAGGCAGUAUCUGCUGCAUGCUGUUCUACAUAUCCGUCAUGUUUCCCAUACCUGGGGUUGUCUUCGCAGCUCAGUCGGUGUUUGGAUUCGGACUCGCUCUAGUCAGACCUGCUUCUCUCAACUUUUUGGUGAAGAACUCCUCUCCCAGUGCCAUGGGUGUAAACUCCAGUAUCCACUGGGGAGUGUUUAUGAGCAGCAUGAUUUGGGGUAACGCUGUUGUUUACUGUCUGACGUACGGUAACUACUACGAUGCAAGGACCAGAGUAACAGUAUACGGAAUUCUCCUUGGACUGAACAUGCUAGGAACAGUAAUGUACGUACUGUUGAGGACUCCACCAAGAACGUCUGAUACAGAAAGAAAACCUCUCCUUGACGGAAUGAAAGAAGAUUUGAACCCGGUGACAUUUGGCAACUUGAUUAAAGAAACCUUCUCUCUGGUGAUUCUGAAACAGACUGUCUGGUUGAUACCCUCCAUGCUGGCUGCUGGCUUCUACUUUACUAUGUACUGCGUAGAGAUCCCUACAAUGAUUGGAAGCCACAUUGCCUUAUUUGGUAUUAUGGUUGGAGUUGGGGAACUUUUGGGGUCUUUGGUUCUUGGCCGCAUCAUUUCCGCUUUCGGGUACGUUCUAGUGACAAUCAUGGCAGGAUGUUUGGCGAUCAUCUCUCUUCUCCUUACCUGUACUUCUCUACCAAAGAACAGCGGGGAUGAAUUCACUGAGGCACCAGGGUUGGCAAUGUUGAUGGCAGUGGCUCUGGCUUACGGAGUUAGCGAUGCGGGCAAUCAUCUUGCUCUCAACAGUAUAAUCGGCAGAUUGUUCGACGAGAGAAGUGAGGUGAUAUUCUGUGUGCUAUCGUGUGUUAUGAAUCUUGCAGCCAUGACAUGGUACUUUGUUUAUACCGUAGUUGCCUGGGAAACAAUCAUCGUUGCUACAGGACUGUCCGUCUUUGCGAGUAUGCUGGGCAUUUUCAUCGUCGUAAGGCCAAAAUAAGACGUAGAGAGCAUGAUUUAGGUUUUUUGUGUCCUACCAUGAACGUAUUAGCUUUGUUUUUUCUAGGUCAGACUAUUAAUAAAUUAUGGGCAUUUUCUAAACUAUUAAUAAAUGCUGGGUAUUUUAUAAGCUUGAGAUUUGUAAAUAUUGUGAAAUGUGAAUUGACCUUAAAAAGUUGCGGGAAAAAAACUUUAACGCUCUUUUAUAUUUUGCUAUUUUGAAUUGUGAUUUUUAUUAACGGUUGGGCUUUUAUGUUCUAUGAUCCUACCGUUUGUAGAUUUCUAGAUGUUAUUAUUUUGUUAUCCAAGUGAAUGAUAGCCAAUGAUAAACGUUUUUGGAAUUUGAAAGAAACUAUGAAAUAAAAUAUUUACAUAUUUAUAAAAGCAUCGAAAAAGAAAUUACCAAUAAAAUCGCGUUUUUACUUCAUCAUGCGUUUUAUAAUUCAUCUAGGUUGCUGUUUUACAAAAUUGUAAAGGUUAAAAUGAUAAUAAGUCAACAACUCUAAAAUAACAAAUUGAUGUCGGGC